Molecule: messenger RNA, 834 nt
Organism: Mesorhabditis spiculigera
Lineage: Eukaryota; Metazoa; Nematoda; Chromadorea; Rhabditida; Rhabditidae
Source: the annotation of a GenBank genome assembly
AUGCGGGACUCAGUCGCGGAGAGCGAGUGUGCCUUUGUCAAACGAUACGCAACAACCUUCGAUCAGUCCAUCGACAAUUCCAACACCACCACCGCCACCUCCGAGUCCUUCUACGAGGCUUUUACAGACGCGGAAUCAUCGGAUUGGAGUGAUGCGAGAAGGGAUCGGCAUUUAGAAGAAGAAGCAGCAGCCAAGACAACAGCCACUCUCAACAAUACUGAAGACGAGAGAAUGAGAGACGACUUUGACAAGGAAAAUACGGGCACACAGCAAUUACCCUGCACAUCGGCCACUGCCGAAAUGAUCUUCCACCUGCUGAAAUACGACUGUUGGCCACGGUACUUGAGAGCCGGGGGAGUGGCGCCCGAGUUCAGCGAUGAGGAACUCGCCGACGAGGAGGGCCGAAAGGAUUCUGCCCGCCCCGACCACGAUGAAGCCGCCGGCCCGAGCAGCACCAAGGAAAAGGGCAAAUGGCCUUUCUUGGCAUUCAAGCCGGAUAGCCCAAAUAAUUCGACAAAAGACAAGCGCCGGUCGGCGUUCUUCGAGCGUUUCCGCUUUAUGAAGGGUGGAAAGGACGGGACGAGGAGUUCGGGCGCUGGAUCUCCUGUCAAUGAGCAGCGCCAUCCGGCCAUCCAUCGCACAUCUUCGUCGAGGGCCGGAUCGUCGAGUGAGGAUCGCAGGAAGAGCUACAGCUCGGAGCUGGAGGACGAAGUGGGUGGUUGCGGGAAGGCGGGCGUCUCUUCCGUGGGCUCUCGUCGUCGCCAUCUCUUCACCCGCGACAAGCAGAUCUCAAUGCCCGUCGAGUGCGUGCAGCGGAUAGCGCGGACCGGAAAU